This is a messenger RNA of Lachancea nothofagi CBS 11611, 699 nucleotides long. Lineage: Eukaryota; Fungi; Ascomycota; Saccharomycetes; Saccharomycetales; Saccharomycetaceae. The record is from the annotation of a GenBank genome assembly.
AUGGACACUUUUAAGCACGUCUCAAGAAGCGAGUUAUACGGCGAACAAACCGCCGAACCUUCGUCAGAUAGUGGCGAUUUGCAGCUACCCGACUUCGAAUUUGUUUCAGUGACCAAAGACGAUACCGGCAGCUCAGCAGAUCCUACAAAAGCCGCCGAGAUUGAAGAUGAAUUCGACUUUCCGCUGUUUUCUUUUGGCGUAAGUGAAGCGCCAGAGGAUCAUUCAGAAAACAAAAAGCUGGAAAACGAUGGCUCUAGAGGUAGAUCUGCAACGCGUCUCAUAAAAGUUUCAUUAAGAGAACCUUCUCCUGACAUCAUCAGCCAGGAGCGGCCGCGAAGCUAUUAUUUUGCGGAGCACACCCCAGAACAGACAGCUGAAUUCGAGAAAAUCGCUAUUGACUACAAUUUGGCUACCAAAGAAAGCAGAUUGACACCAAGCAGCAGAUGGCCUGAGUACAGGGGUCGUUUGUUGGAUGCUAGAAAAUAUAAUGAGCAAUUUGAGCUCGAACGCCUGCGAGAAAUCAAAAUACGGAGGAGAAAACCCGGUAAAAAACAGCGAAAGGCCAAACAAAUUGGAGCUCAGAGAGAGCUAGAACGUUUAGAAAGGGCAAAGGAGCUCAAGAAGCUUGCAAAGAAGAAAUUUCACAAGCGCGGGGGUAAAAAGAAUAAGAAACCAGUUGAGUCGACUGCAAAGGCGUAA